AUGAGUCUCGCCCUCCGAACAGCAUCCCGUACCACGGUCGUACGACCGUCUCUCUCUUCCACCUCUUCGAUCGUCCGUCGUAGUGGCUACGCGACGAGGGUGCAAAGCUCGGAAGCCGCCGGGGGGAUCAAGAUCGCGGCUUCGGACGUCGGGAGCCCUACGGCCGCGAUCAGUGUUGUCGUCAAGGCCGGUUCGCGAUACGAGACGGCGCCUGGGUUGGCUCAUGUGUUGAGGAACUCGUUGUUCAAGGUGAGUGGGGGGGGCGAGUGGCGAGGCGGGAGCACCGACAGGAGAGAGGAGACACCGCAUCGCCGGCGGACGAGCUGGCGAGCUUGUGCGCUACGCUCGUAGUCAUCACAAGUAUCGAAGGAGUACAACUGACCUGAACCUAAUAUACGAGUCCCUCAGGCGACCAACAAACGGAGUGCGAUCCGAUUGGUGCGCGAGACCGAGAUGUUGGGCGGCGUGCUCUCGUCGUCGCUGUCCCGGGAACACCUUGUUUUGACUGCCGAGUUCAUCAAGGGCAACGAGUGCGUGCACGUCGUUCAUGUUUUGGAGUCGUGCUUGGUUGCUGACGUUCGACGCUUUUUUUCCCUGCUCCGCAACCUGCUCCGCCGCCUCACCUCGCACUCGCACUCGCACUCGCACCUCCUGCCGGCCUGCCCUACCACUCGUCAUCACCUCCGCACCCACCACCACUACGUUCAACACUGGAACCUCAUCAUGAUCCAUCUUAUUGCGACCAUCCGUCACACAGGGCUUACUUUGCCGAGGUGCUCGGAGACGCGAUCAGCCAGGCCAAGCUCUCGCCCCACGAAUACAACGAGGAGGUCUUGACCCAGGUCGCGUCAGAGUACGAGCAGGCGAUUCGUGACCCGACCACCUACGCCCUUGACCUCGCCCAUGGUCUCGCCUUCCGCACCGGCCUCGGCAAUUCGCUGUUUGCUUCGCCCCACACCGCCGUCGCCUACACCUCCGCCGUCAGCUACGCCAAGGCCGCUUUCGCCCCCUCCAAUGUCGCCGUUCUCGGUUCCGGCAUCGACACUGGUGCCUUGUCCAAGCUCGUUUUGCAACACUUCACUUCGUCCGCUUCGGCCGCCGGCUCGCUCUCGGCACCGGCGACAAAGUACUUUGGUGGCGAGGUGCGCGUCCCCUUGAUCGGCCACGGCGCCGCGCUCGACACCUUCUUGCUCGCGUUCGAGGGUGGUGCUAGCAGCGACUUGAACUUUGUCGUGCUCCAAGCUUUGCUCGGUGGUGAGGCCUCGGUCAAAUGGAGCCAGGGCUUGUCCCCCUUGGCCAAAGUCGCGUCGGGCACGACCUCGGCCAAGGCGGUGAACCUCGCCUACUCGGACGCCGGUCUGUUCGGCAUCAUCAUCCACGGCGCCUCGGAUGAGGUUUCGACCGUCGCGCAGAAAGCCGUUGCGGAAUUGCACAAACUCGCCAAGGGCGUCGAGGGCGGAGCGGUCAAGCAAGCGAUCGCGAAAGCCAAAUUCAACGCCGCCGCGGCACUUGAAUCCCGUGUUGGGUCGCUCGAAGUUCUGGGUGCACAAUUGAACGCGGGUGGGAAGGUGCAGGAUUUGGACGAGUUGUUUGCGGGCUUGGACAAGGUCUCGGCCGAGUCGGUUAGCAAGGCCGCGGCGAAGAUGCUCAAGAGUAAACCCACAACGGUGGCCGUGGGGGACUCGCGUAAACUGCCUUGUGAGUUUUGA
Microbotryum saponariae is the source of this 1709-nucleotide messenger RNA. Lineage: Eukaryota; Fungi; Basidiomycota; Microbotryomycetes; Microbotryales; Microbotryaceae. The record is from the annotation of a GenBank genome assembly.